This is a messenger RNA of Talaromyces atroroseus, 2526 nucleotides long. RefSeq lists its product as hypothetical. The transcript has 2 exons. NCBI's taxonomy places the organism in Eukaryota, Fungi, Ascomycota, Eurotiomycetes, Eurotiales, Trichocomaceae. The coding region runs from base 1 to 2526 and encodes 841 amino acids. Gene Ontology annotation, molecular function: ATP binding; protein serine/threonine kinase activity. The record is from RefSeq and is a predicted model, not a curated record. Gene Ontology annotation, biological process: peptidyl-serine phosphorylation; intracellular signal transduction.
AUGGACGGCGAUUUGAGUUUAUCACAAUCCCUCGGCGGGCUGAGAAUAGCGAAUCCUGACGAUUGCUCCUUGGACGACUCAGAAGAUGCGGUUGCUUCAGGUGUAGCUAGUCAUUCGCUUUCAUCUUCACAAAUACAAUCCCAUCCUGCCGCUGUUGAUCACGAACAAUCCAGCAACCACAUCGACACAUCAGCUCCGACAAUUCCAUCACUGGAUGGUCUGAGAUCUGACUUUGUCCUAGAGCCGAUGCCCGAAUUAUCUAACUCGUAUAGACCGCAAAUUCCCCCUUCCGAAAACGCGUCGUCUCAACGGCAGCGCUCGUCAGUUGCGUACUUGGCAGAGAAUCCCCUUUCGAACCAACAUCAUCAAAGCAUACCCCGAUCUGCAUCAACCCACGUGCAUAAUCAUUAUACAACCGGAGUCACGCCGGCAGCUGCCCGAGCCGACUUGAAUAAUUAUCGUAUUCGAACGGAUUCCGGUGCAUCGGCAACCGACAGGAUGACUCGUGAUUCAAGAGGUGGAUCUGCGGCCCUCCAAGCAGGAGUACCCUCAAGGGACAAUAGUCACAGCGACAGAUCAUACAAGCAAAGCCAAUACAUGGGCUCGAAUGGCCCUGCUCCUUUGCGAAAUGGCUCACGGAUGGGACACAGCAACCCCGCGGGCUCACCAUAUGCGAUGGAAAAUGGACCUCCAGCGAGUAGUGAGGAUUGGCAAGAUCGAGGAGCUGCUGUUGGCAUUAGGCAGGAGGUGGAUGCUAGUGGGCGAACAGUCUCCCGCUACAUUAAAAAGGGCGUUCGAGACUUUUCUUUUGGUCAGACAUUAGGCGAGGGUUCGUAUAGUACAGUAUGUCUCGGGACUGACCGCCAGACGCUCAACGAAUACGCAAUCAAAAUCCUUGAUAAACGCCAUAUUAUCAAAGAAAAGAAGGUUAAAUACGUCAAUGUUGAAAAAGACGCGUUGAACCGUCUCACCGAUCACCCCGGUAUUGUCCGGCUAUAUUAUACCUUUCAGGAUGAGCGCUCUCUCUAUUUUGUUCUCGACUACUGCAAAGGAGGGGAGCUACUUGGGGUUCUGAAACGAAUGGUUACAUUUGAUGAAGAAUGCACGCGGUUCUAUUGUGCGCAAAUCCUUGACACCAUUGACUACAUGCAUAAACGAGGAAUUAUACACCGCGAUUUGAAACCCGAGAAUAUUCUUUUGGACAGUCAGAUGCAUACCAAAAUCACCGACUUUGGCACAGCGAAGAUACUUGAUACAUCGAAGAAGGCUGAAGAGGGCUCUGGCGACAUCCCUUCGUUGGACUCCACAGACCCCCCAGAAUCGGAGCGUGCCAGUUCGUUUGUUGGAACUGCAGAAUACGUUAGCCCGGAGCUUCUCACAGACAAGAACGCAUGCAAGGCUAGCGAUCUGUGGGCUUUUGGCUGUAUCAUCUUCCAGCUUCUCGCCGGCCGGCCGCCGUUCAAAGCAGCCAACGAGUACCUGACUUUUCAAAAAAUCGUCGCUCUGGAAUAUGAGUUUCCCACGGGCUUUCCCUCUAUUGCCCGUGACCUCGUCGAGCGGCUUCUUGUGCUGGACCCUACGCGUCGUCUCCCCAUUGAGCAUAUCAAAAACCACCAGUUUUUCGACGGUAUUUCAUGGGGACGAGGACUCUGGAAGCAAAAAGCACCUCGCUUGAAAGCCUAUGUUCCUCCUCCACGGGAGCCGAUCAAGCUGAGUAGCGGAGCUGAUGAAGACAGUUUUCCCCCAAGCAUCUCCGCUGCACCUUCUGGUGCCAUGUCCACCCCUAAAUCAACGAGGGCAUACCCCCGCGUAAUCACGGAGCUACCUCCACCGAGUCAACUCGACAUUGAAUGGUCUCCGGUAUUGAAAAAAGACAAUGAGCGCAUUCUAAAGUUAGGAAUUCUAACAGUGUUGUCUUCCCACGCUUCUCACAGCCCAUCCGGGCGAAAUGGUCACGGAGAGUCCGAAACAUCCAGAAAGUUUUCUCGUUUCUUUGGCGGAAGCACAACCAAAAAGAAGCAGAGACUAGUAAUGAUCACAUCUUCAGCACGGAUCAUCAUCACGGCUGCUACCGGUGAUGAGAAACGAGUGAAACUAGAGAUCUCACUGUUGACCCCUCAAACCACGUACAGAAGCACGGUAGAUGCCAAGGGGUCUGCUUCGUGGAUUGUCGACACACGAGAUAAACACUUCGUUUUUGAAGAACCCAAAAGCAGCUCUUCUAGCGCAGUGCCAGCGGCGACUUCAAUUCAGGAAUGGAUCGAUACUCUGGAUCGAGCAAAAGACUGGGCGCUGUCUCAACAAAGCAGUACAUACUCAGGCGAUGAAUACCGUGAUUUGUCAUCUGCAUUUUCCAGUCAAACAAAUACUUUAGACCACAGUUCGGAAUUCCACAAUGAACAUGCACCACCAUCCGGGCGAGCGACACUUCAAAAAAGUGUGGCAGCAGCGGACUCUGAAUCUAUCAAGGGGAAAAAGCGGUUUAGCAAGCGGCACUCAAAGAAUGGCCUGGCUGCGGUUUUUUAA